This is a messenger RNA of Coregonus sp. 'balchen', 4759 nucleotides long. NCBI's taxonomy places the organism in Eukaryota, Metazoa, Chordata, Actinopteri, Salmoniformes, Salmonidae. The record is from the annotation of a GenBank genome assembly.
AUGAACUACUGCAUGCCUGACAUGUAUGAGAUGCCUCAUGGCGUGGGCGGUGGCUACCCGAUGCAGGGCGGUGGGGAAUACUGCAUGUAUGGAGGUGAUGGUCCCGGGGGAUACUGUGAGCCCCAGCCCAUGCACCCCAUCCACCCUCCCUGCAUGGAGCAGGCUUGGCCCCCCAGCCAGCCGUACGCCUGCUCCUACCCAGGACCCAACCCUGUGUUCAAAAGUGAAUACUGCAACAUGGAAGUGCCUCUCGGCCAUUACCACCACCAGCCCGACUACUAUUCUGAGGGGAAGCCUGACUUCUCCCACAUGCAGUGGAUGCAAGAGGUCAACAAGAAAGGUAGGGAGUUAGGACUAGGGAGUAGUGCUUAUGGCAGUACAACCUUGAAGGUACUAGGGAUUAUUGUGAUGGCAUGACAAGCUGAAAGGUAGGGACUAACCCAGUGGCGUGAUGGGGUGACAGCCUGACAGCUUGUGUUGGAAUGCAGGUGUAGAGACAUGUGACAGGUGCACAAAUAUCUCCUGUUGAUUAAGGACUAAAUCUGACCUGAUAUUGUUGUAUUGUAUGUAGUGUGUAACGGUAUUUGAUGUAUGAUAGUCUCUAGUUUGGCUUGAACAGUGCUUUAUCUAGUUGCAAACCGUUGCAGUGUUGAACCUUGCUCGUAUGUGUAUAUAUAAUAUCGUAGUGACUCUUGGUACACUAUAAUCAUAGUGAUUCUGAUACUAUAUGGGUAUUAACACCUAAACGCUGAGUUCUGUGAGUUUAUCGGUUGGUAAGUCAAACCAUUAGCACAGUUUGUAGUUAUGUACGUUUAACUAUGUAUUCACUUUCAAACUAAGCCACCUCUUAAAGUUUAAAGGCAAAUUCAGGCCACCAACAUAUGGUUCCAUGGACUUUGAAAGACUUGUUGACAAACUUCUGAGUUGUCAGUAUGUCUCUGCAUUUGAUUGUCCUGAACAGUGUUCUUAGCGUCUGUCAUAAUGGUUUGCAAGUAAAUUCACGGGUGGAUAUUAAUUGUCUUGACGCCCUGAGCUCCUUCGCUCAGGCUUUAGUUUGGAUUAAUUAGAGUAAAUCCAAGUUGACCUAAGGUGUCAUACCAUGCCAGAACUGACCCGGAGCCAGAGGACCUGUUGCAUUUUGUGCUUUGUGUGUGUGUAUUGAUUGCUGGUGCAGGGAGCAAGCCUACAGACAGGGUAACAGAAGGCUGGAGCUUGCUGGUUGAUGACUUGGCCCUGACUCCCCUCGACUCGUAUUGAUCAUUUAUUGACCUCUGUCCCCACCCUCCUCCUCUCCUCCUACCCCCCUCCCCUCCCGCAGUCUGACGGCCCCCCUGCAUGCCACCCUGCUCGUGUGUCCGGGCUGGAUCACCUCUCUCAGUGGGCUGAGCCCCCAGCCUUGCCCUCACUGACCCUACCUUGUUAACUAUGCUUCUUGUUAAUGCUACAUGCUUUAGGCCCUUUUGGAGAACUUUGUGUUGAAAUGAAUGAUGUCAAUCUUAAACACAUCUGUUGGAAUUCACCUCUUUGUUUCUAAGUUUCUGUGUCUAAAAAGAUCAUUUUCAGUGGUCUGCUUGUGGUCAGACAGUAGUAAAUUAAUACUUUAUUGUCCCAUAGGGAAAUCUGUCUGGUAACAAUACAGGCAUUCCUGGCAUACAUAAUUGGUUGUUUCUGAAUGCUGUUUGUAUCCAACAUAAGUAUAAUGUCCCUGUUAACGGAUCGUCACUGGCCUAUAUAAUGUGUUUACGGUUGAUAUCUUUCUCUCUUGUUAGGGUACAUCCCCAGUUACCUGGACAAGGACGAGUUAUGUGUAGUAUGUGGGGACAAAGCUACAGGAUAUCACUAUCGCUGUAUCACCUGUGAAGGUUGCAAGGUAAUACAAACACUGGACAUAUGUAUUAAUAACAAAUGUAAUAAUACCAACACUUAACUCCUUGACAUGGUUUCAGCAGUAUCCAUCAAAAAGGAGAAAUUCAGUUGAUGGAAAGAGAUGAUAAUUUAAUUCAAUGAAAUAUUCCAUUACCACUACCACCACCAACCUGACAUUAGAGAGAUAUAAUUGUUUUGAUCAUUGUGUUCCGGAAAUUCCCUUUAAACAUUUAGUUGAUAUUUUUUCCCCAAAGGGUUUCUUCCGGCGGACGAUCCAGAAAAACCUGAACCCGACGUACGCGUGUAAGUACGAGGCGAAGUGCAUUAUCGAUAAGGUGACCAGGAACCAGUGCCAGGAAUGUCGCUUCAAGAAGUGCAUCGCUGUCGGCAUGGCAACAGACUGUAAGUAGUAUUCUGCUUAGUUUAGUUCCCCAGAAUAACUUUUAGAGAGGAUGUUCCCUCUUCUAGAGGGAGAUGUAUAAUACAUUUAUAAUAAUGUAGCGUUCAUAUUUAAUUGAGAGGACAUUCACUACCACCGCUAUGGUAGCUGGGAAAAAAACGGAUUAAACAGAUUAACUAACUAGAACUAGUUCUGAUUGCUCUACAAAUGUGUCUCAAUAUAUACGCUUCAAUAUACCUGAGAGAUCUGCUAACUGAACUUAAUGACCAUGCCUGGCCUGCCAGGUGGCUCAUCACGGAGAGCUGCUUAACCUACCUAUUUCAGAGUACAGAGAAAGGGAGAACUAAUGUCAUGACUCCUCAUAACAGGAAUAGACUGCCUCAUUCAUUACUCUUUACAAACACUCUAAAAAGCUAAUUCAUUCUUAGAUCCCCCAAAAAACAGUUUUAUUGUGCAAUUUCUAUCAUGCGUUCUCUGUUUUUACUUCUGUUAUCGAAUUUGUAUUAUUAUUUAUUUAUUGACAAAUAAUGUUUUUAAUGAUGGCUAUUAUCAGUGUAAAUAUCAGAGGCAGAGUGCAUAUGUUUGAAAUGGUAUAUUAUAUGUAUUGUAAAUUGUAUGGGGCCAUACUUGCGAACAUUAGAAAAUUGCAACUCCAAAUUCAAGGUUUACAUGUAUCCCUCUGGUGGCCGAGUUGACCUAUUUUAAGAACUGCCAUUGGUUUGUGGAGAAAGAGUUUAAGAUCUUUGAUAGGCUGAUAAGGAAUUUGUUACAGGAAAUAUUCACUGCCACCUGGUGAUGUUAGCAUAGGGCUAACAUGUGCCAGGUUAUCUGAUGGGAGCAGCUACAAUGUAGAGUUCUAUCACGUGACACUAUGUCAACGAUUUUAAUUGGCUGAUGCUUAAACUUAACCUUGAACUUAAACUUUUUAAAUGUUGUAGACUUACUCUCUUGCUUCUUUUUGCGCUUGAUCCCCUCCCUCUUAACCCCCUCUCCGUUCGUGACUCCUUGACCCUCCCUCGCCCUACCACUUCCCCCUUCCCCCUGAUCCCUAACACCUCACCCUCCUCCUCCUCCCCUCCUCUACCCCUUCCCAUCCUCUACACCCCCACCACUCCCUCCCAGUGGUGCUGGACGAUAGCAAGCGGCUCGCCAAGCGGAAGUUGAUUGAGGAGAACCGUGAGCGGCGGCGGAAGGAUGAGCUCCAGAAGACGGUGUGGGACCGGCCUGAGCCGUCCCAGGAGGAGUGGGACCUGAUUCGCAUGGUCACAGAGGCCCACAUGUCAACUAACGCCCAGGGCAACCACUGGAAACAGAAACGCAAGUUCUUGGUGAGACGUCUCCUCCGUGGCUGACAGCGUCUAACCAACCAUGUCUGUUCUGUGAAACAUUCCCAGAUCCCACAAAUCCUCUCUUGUCCCCUUCCCUACCUGCCAUCCCAUCCCCAACCCACCACUGUUUACAACGUUAAUAUGGCCAUGUUUUUUGUAUCUCCUUGUAGAAUGGGGAGAAUUAGCUGGAUGCUGGAGAAAGUGUGUUCCUCAACGCAGCAGACACUAACUUAAAACGGAACAAUCGAUUCCUGUUGUUUUCUUCUUUCUCUCUCCUUUAAAGCAGUGUUCUUUAAUAAUCUAACCAAAUACUAAAAACGAAUAACUGUUUAUUUCUAUCUCUCUCGCUUUCUCUCUCUUUCUCUCUCGCUGUGUGUAGAGUAGUACUUACAUUAUAAUUUCACUCCUCACAUUUAACCAAUUUAUUUUAUUUUCCAUAAAGUCUAAUCGUCCUCUGCAGAUUGAAGUCUGUUUCAGUUUCUUUGACUCUAUCCUGGAGUUUCCAUGUAGAGAUUACACAAGGCCUAAGACUAUAGACUGUUGAGUAGGCCACAUAUACAGAAUAGAAAGAUUGAAUUGUAAUUUGUUUUAUUUUAUUAUAAUUUAUUUUAUGUAUUUAUUUUGUAUUAGUAAUAGUUCCAGAGUUGGCUAAAUAGCAAAUUUUCAUCUGUAGUCCCUGUGCAGGCAUAUUAUUAUAUAGUAUUAUAUUAGUAUUAUAGUAUUAUUUUAUACUAUAUUAUCGUAAUGUAUAUCAGCUUUGAUAAACUCAAUUGUGAGCCUUGACAUACAACAGUAUAAUUUGUAUCCCCCCCCCAAAAGAAAAGUUUAUGAAAAUGUUUUACCUGAAUACCUAGAAUUAAAUAUACGUUUAUAAGUAUAAAACAAAUGCUUCAGCUUGAGCCUAAAUCUUGUCAUGGAAACUCCACUUUGCAUUUUGUGUACUACUCACCUGUUUUCUCUCUCUGCACUUACUUGUCUGUCAUCUACCUGUCCUCAGUUUAAACAUUUUUUUUUUUAGUUGGCUUGACACGGGUUCCUCAUUGAAACGUUCUUCACAAUCUCUGUUGAUUGUCCAACAGGUCGAGGAAGCAAUGCUACUUAAUGAAAUAACAUGUAAUUUAUUCUAUACUUCUGACCAGAGUGCAGUGGGGGUGAAGGAAACCAA